Penicillium verrucosum is the source of this 231-nucleotide messenger RNA. RefSeq lists its product as uncharacterized. Bases 1 to 231 code for a protein of 76 amino acids. The transcript is spliced from 2 exons. The record is from RefSeq and is a predicted model, not a curated record. NCBI's taxonomy places the organism in Eukaryota, Fungi, Ascomycota, Eurotiomycetes, Eurotiales, Aspergillaceae.
AUGGAGCCGCCCAGCAGUGCCAGUGUUUAUAGAAAGGCCGCCGAAAGCGCUAUCGGCACAUUUGUGAUCUUAUUCGGCGCCAAUGAGAUAGAUGAUUACAUGAAAAUCAAGGAUCAAUACCCGACGGCGUGGAGCACUGCAAAUAUGCUGGUAUUAAACCCGCGAUGGCCCAGAGAGUCAUGCAAGGGGAAAGUCGAGGCUGCGGAGAGCGAGAAGAGCUCUUCAGUUUGA